AUGUUGCUCAAGCAGAUUCUUCUUGGCCUAGGGAUGUGUGCGGGUCUGGCUGCGGCUGGCGAGCCUGACGCCACGCCAAUGACCGUCAACAACGCCGAGUACGAGCGACACUGUGGAGCUAACAGUGACGCCAACUAUCCGUGCUUCACCUUCGUCGGUGGCGACCUCAGAGAUGUUCGUGCCCAGAUGUAUGGUGAUGGUGCCGCAUCUGGCAUCAAUGACCCGACGACCAACUUCCUGGUCAAGGACGAUCAGAUGCGAGACUUUACCACUACGGACCCCAACAAGAGCUUCUCGAUCUAUUGGUUCGCUUUCGACGUGUCUGUCCUGUACGAACCCGUCGAUACGUCCAAGGCAUGCUACAGGAUCAAGAUCAAUUCGAUCGGCAAUGGCAGGAUCUGGAUCAAUGACGGCUUGAACAAUGGAGAGGAUAUCGAUCUUGACUCGAGGGACUCUUCUAUGGGUGUCCACGAGUUUUGCUCCAAGUGGCUCCGUCUUCAUGUCGGCGACGACAAGUAG
Messenger RNA from Moesziomyces antarcticus, 519 nucleotides. RefSeq lists its product as uncharacterized. The transcript is spliced from 2 exons. The record is from RefSeq and is a predicted model, not a curated record. The coding region runs from base 1 to 519 and encodes 172 amino acids. Lineage: Eukaryota; Fungi; Basidiomycota; Ustilaginomycetes; Ustilaginales; Ustilaginaceae.